Dentiscutata erythropus is the source of this 1038-nucleotide messenger RNA. The record is from the annotation of a GenBank genome assembly. NCBI's taxonomy places the organism in Eukaryota, Fungi, Glomeromycota, Glomeromycetes, Diversisporales, Gigasporaceae.
AUGCGAACAAUAAAAUGUGUCGUUGUUGGUGAUUAUGACGUUGGUAAAACUGAACUUCUGAUAGCUUACACAACUAAUAAAUUUCCCAGUAAAUAUAUUCCCACAGUUUUUGACAAUCGUGAAGUUACUGUCAUAAUUGGUGAUGAUCCAUAUACUUUAGGUCUUUUUGAUUCGACUGGUCUGGAAGAUUAUGAUCGUCUUCGUUGUCUUUCAUAUCCUCAAACAAAUGUUUUUUUGAUUUGUUUUUCUGUAACUUCGCCGGCUUCUUUUGAAAAUAUCAAAAAAAAAUGGUUUCACGAGGUUCAAAACCAUUGUCCAGGAAUUCCAUGCUUGAUCGUUGGUACUAAAAUAGAUUUGCGGGAUGAUCCAUUGACGGUUAGUGAGUUGAGACAAAAAAAUAUGAGACCCGUAACUUCAGAGCAAGGCAAAGAACUCGCUCAAGAAUUAGGUGCAAUUAAGUAUGUUGAAUGCUCAGCUCUUACUCAAAAAGGCUUGAAAAAUGUUUUUGAUGAAGCAGCAGUCGCUGCUCUUGAUAAUAAAAUAAAGUACGUUUUUGGCAAUUAUACAGUUACUGCCACAAUUGGUGAUGAAAGAUAUACUUUAGGCCUUUUUGAUGCGAUUGGUCUGGAAGAUUACAACCGUCUUCUCUCAUAUCAUCAAGCAGAUGUAUUUUUGAUCUGUUUUUCUGUAACUUCACUGAUUUCUUUUGAAAAUGUUAAAGAAAAAUGGGUUUCUGAAAUUCAUCACCAUUGUCCAGGAAUUUCAUUCUUGAUUGUUGGUACUCAAAUAGGAAUGCAGAAUGAAGAGUUAUCACAACAAAGUAUGAAACCUGUAACUUCAAAGCAAGGCGAAAAACUCGCUAAAAAAUUAGGAGCAACUAAGUAUGUUGAGUGUUCAGUCCUUUCGCAAGAAAGUGUGAAAAAUGUUUUUUAUGAAGCAGUAGUUGCUGCUCGUAAUACAGAUUUACCUAUUAUAAAGCGCCCUAGAAAUAAAUUGGAUAUAAUGCCUUUACUACAUAAAAUGAAUAAAUGGAAAUAA